GGUUGGUCUUGGUGAGCUUCCUAUGGGUGAGGGGGACAUGCAGUUGCCCAUCGGACCGCGAGGUAGCCGGUGGAGAGUUGACAUGGGCCACAAGGUCGUCUCGACCCACGUAGUGGUUGUUUAUAGAGACCAGCUGGACCGGAUGAUCGAGGGCGAGUUUAUCUGGCAGCCUUACGCUGGGGUCCUCGGUACGCUCCCCGACUACUGCCGACUGGGUCAGGAGAUAUGGAUGGCGAGAGUGCCACUUAUUUGUUUUGACGUGGUUGAGUGGCAUCUCCCCCAUCGUGUCCUCCGACAGUUUGGUCGGGUGCAGUCCGUGCCAGAUCGGUUCGACACUGAGUGGCAGUUGCACGUCACUGAUAGGCGUGGCCGAGUUGGCACUGACUGGCAUCUGUUUUAUAUACCCUAUAUACAGUUGUGGGAUGCCCGCCGGGACAGUAUUGUACAGGCUGACUACAGCGAUGAGGUGAUCCCCUCUUCUGACCCUUACAUGUUGUGGUAUCGGCGACAUACACACCUACUUGUCGGGAAUCCGAGCCACGUGUCUGAGUCUGGAUAUCAAGGAGUUGGGCCUUAUCUUGAGGCAUUGGUGAGUAUCAUAUUACGUGUUAGAUAAUUAUUAAAAUCAUACUUGAUUUACUUUCAGUCAACUGUAGCCUAAUAAUACGUCUGAAUGUUUGUUUAGGUGGCUGGAGCUGGGAGGUCGUUUCACUUGGCUGAGGACGCCCAUUUGAGACGUGAUGGACAGCAUGCCUUGCAGGCCGUUGUAGAGAUUCGAGAGUUAUUGUACCAGGCAUUCCAGUUUGCCCAUCGGGGAGAUCGUUUGCAUUAUGGCCACUACGGUGUACACACUUCAGCAGCUGCUCCAGACACAUCAGCGUCGUCCACGUCAGUGCCUUCCACUUCAGCGCCUGCCACAUCAGCUCCUUUGACAUCAGUCACCCCACCACAUACUACCCCAUACAUAUCUGCAGAUUCCCUCAAUGUACUUCCUACGUAGCAUACUGGCAUACCUUAUGUGCCUGACCCUGAUUGGACACCGCCCCGAUACAUGCAUGACGUUGUUACCCCACCCACCCAGUUACCACCACCAGACAGUUCGACCGCGACCAUGAGUACACAUGAUGCAGUUCUCACUGACAUCUCCCACGUUGACGCUGAGGCCCAUAUUGAGCCCCCACCCAAAGCGCGCGGGAAAGGCCGAGGUUUUGGUCGUGGCGGACGUCGCGGCCGAGGUCGGGGUGCGGACAGAGGCAGAGAUCGAGCUCCAACUGCAGAUCGUGAUACAGUUGCACCAGAUGAUGGAGUUUCACAGCUCACAGCAGUAUCCGAUCUUCCGCCACAGACAAGAUCAGGGCAGCACAUGCAGUAGAGGGGGGGUCACACUCACAGGCUCCACAGGAUACGCAUUUACGAUUUAGGGAGUCAGAUAUUCAGAAAGUCUACCGCAGGAGACCGA
Camellia sinensis is the source of this 1459-nucleotide messenger RNA. NCBI's taxonomy places the organism in Eukaryota, Viridiplantae, Streptophyta, Magnoliopsida, Ericales, Theaceae. The record is from RefSeq and is a predicted model, not a curated record.